AUGGCUCCAAAGAAGGAAGUGAAAGAGAAACAAGUAAAAGGGGACGAAGCGGAAGAGAUGGUACUCGAAUAUAUGAGGGAGCAAAAUCGGCCUUAUGCGAAUGCUGACGUAUCGGCAAAUCUAAAAAAUCGAGUUCCAAAAGCUGCUGCUGUCAAAGUACUUGCCACUCUUGCUGAAAGAGGUCAACUUACCGUCAAGCCGUACGGUAAACAGCUCAUCUAUUUGUAUAAUCAGUCGCUUCUCGAGGUACUGGCCCCAAAAGAUCUCUCGGCUCUCGAUAGCGAAAUCAAAGAAACCAAGAAUGAUCUGGAGGAGAAGAGGAAAAAGCUCAAAACUCUUCAAACAGAACUCGCGAAUAAAGAAGCAUUGCCCAAGACAAAAGACUUGACUGCAGAGAUCGAACGUGUCAAAGCUGACAAUGAGAUCACCCUUAAAGCCCUUGCGCCGUUUCGUGCUUCUACCAAUGGUGAAGCUGCUGUCAAUCCAAUGUCAACGGAGGAUAUCAAGAAAAUCGAUGUCGACUUUACUAGAUGGAGAAAAGAAUGGGCUGAGCGAAGGAAAGUGUACAAAGAGCUUCUUGGUAUGCUCAUCGAUGCCGGCCAAGUCGAUAAUGUAGCUGCCUUUGAAGAAGACCAGGGCAUAGUCGGAGAUGAUGACGAUGCUCAAGCUGUCGAACAAGGAGAAUUCGUGAAGAUUCCUGCUAAAUCAGUCGUGAAGAGAACAGUAGGAAGUAGUCAGAAAGGAACGAGUGGUGGAGUGAAAAGGGAUGGAUCGAAUGGUCAUGCUGACAGUCAGGACGAUGGAGGUGGAAAGAGGAAGAAAGCCAAGAAAGCGUAG
This is a messenger RNA of Kwoniella shivajii, 837 nucleotides long. RefSeq lists its product as uncharacterized. Gene Ontology annotation, biological process: homologous chromosome pairing at meiosis; meiotic joint molecule formation; meiotic strand invasion involved in reciprocal meiotic recombination. The transcript is spliced from 10 exons. Gene Ontology annotation, cellular component: condensed nuclear chromosome; DNA recombinase auxiliary factor complex. Gene Ontology annotation, molecular function: double-stranded DNA binding; recombinase activator activity. Bases 1 to 837 code for a protein of 278 amino acids. NCBI's taxonomy places the organism in Eukaryota, Fungi, Basidiomycota, Tremellomycetes, Tremellales, Cryptococcaceae. The record is from RefSeq and is a predicted model, not a curated record.